Messenger RNA from Stegodyphus dumicola, 804 nucleotides. RefSeq lists its product as uncharacterized. The record is from RefSeq and is a predicted model, not a curated record. Lineage: Eukaryota; Metazoa; Arthropoda; Arachnida; Araneae; Eresidae.
UCAAAACAAUGAUUGAUGUUAUCUUCCUAAAACAGUAUUUCUUCAGAUAAUGUUGGGUGGGUUUGAUAUUUCUCGGAAAUAAACAUUUGCGUUCAUUCCAUCGUAAGUGCCAUUUCUUUUAUUUCUAAGCGAAAGGCAACAUGAGUGGCAGCUAUAUAUAGAGAGACAUCCGAUGAUCAAAACAAAUUAGUUCAAUAAAACCUCGCAGUUGUUGGAUAUUUCUGACAGCAGGAAAGUUGACUGAAAAGAUGAUAUCUGCAGUGUGUUUGGUUUAUCUUUUCGGCGUUUCACUUUUUGUGAGCGCAACCGAAGCAAUCGGCGUCGGUGAAAUAGGAGGAGGUGCUCUCGGCGGUCACGGGAUCGGUUCUUCUGGUCUGGCUGGUGGUGACCGUGUAGGUUCCGGUUACGGUGGACGUAAAGGUGGAGUCUCUUCCAAGGGCUAUGACCGUGGUUUCAGUUACGGAACUGGACACGACACAGGAAAAGCCAUUAGCAUUGGAGAUGAAGAACAUGGAGGUAAAGGUUAUGGUGACAAAGGACUGGCCGGCUAUGGGCUAGGUGGAAAGUUCUAUGGUGGCUUAGGAUACGGAGGACUCCUUGGACCCAUAUUCUUCUUCCGAUAGAAAAUUUAUAUAGAAGCUAAAGCGUUUUCAUCAAAUUUUAAUUAGUACAAAAUAUUAAAACUGAAGUACCUGACAUGGAAAAAAUAUAUAAUAUUUGUGAAAGCUUACAAAAUGCCAUACGGAAGAUGCUGGAUUAUGAAUGUAUUAAUACAAAUAAAGUGUUGUUUUAGUUUGUUGUUAA